AUGCGCUCUGAAGAUGGGUUCAGUGGAAUCCCAGCCAUCUCGGAGACAGAUUCAUGGACCGUAGAAGAAGCGGAGAUCGGCUUUCGAAUGCAGUCAUCCGCUUUAAUCUUUUUCACUUUCGAAUUUUGAUCCCAAUUCAGGUUCUUCGGACAGAAAGAAUGCUGACUUUAAGCCGCGCGAUCAUCCUCUUUUCCUCAGCCUCCGGCACUUGUCAUUGUCGUUGCUUUCAGGAGUUGUAUGUUCAAGUUCCCGUCGUUGGAGCCCCAGUUCCGGCGGUUCUUCCACUGGUACGGGGGGUUCGUCCACAACUACCGGGUCACCUUGUUCGUGUUUCCUUUGUUGAUCACCUUCUUCUUGUCCUUCGGCUUCCUUUGGGUUGGCGAGCUCAGUGAAGAUGACCCCGCAUAUGUUUUUACGCCGAAGAAUGCACGGUAAAGCCUCAUUUUAUAUUUUACAUAAAAAACGUUAGCGAUUCUUAAGGGUUAUUAACGGCUUCUGAUUCAGUAAAGUUCUUAUGUUUCAGAUGGAAACGAGAGUCUCAGCUGUUCUCGUCCUUGUGGCCAUUACAAGAAAACAAGUUUCUGCCAGGGAAAUCAUUCGAAGCCAAGCGUUUCGUCAACGUUCUAGUACGAGCGAAAGACGGCCAAAACGUUCUCCGGCCGACGAUAUUAGACGAAAUACAACUCCUCAACACUUUGAUCAUGUCUAAUGUCACUGUGCCUACGGAAGACGGGAAGUUCACGUUAACAUACCAAGACCUGUGUCUGAGUUAUGACUGGACAUGUGGAGCUAACGAACACAUUGAGAUGUUCAGACAAAUGAGUAAAGUCGGUCGAGUUAUUGAUCUCAAGUACCCAAAAGGAGGUAACAAGGUAAGCCGAUGUCUCACAUUUUUAAUUUUUUUGGUAUUUUUUAUCUGUUAGAUAAGAUAUAAUGUAUUUUUGUUACUUUUUCGGUCACUGUUGUUACUGUUUUCAGGAUACACCCGCUUAUCUCGGAACCGCCAUCGGAGAUAUUACAUUGAACAAGACGGAUAACACGGUACAGGAAGCAAAAAUCACGCAGCUCUUCUACUUCCUGAAGCAAGACCCCCCAUCGGUCGAUAAGUACUCGACUGCGUUUGAAUAUGCGGUCGAAAAGUUCCUGCUACACGAGUUCAAGUCUCAUCUGAUAGACAUCAGCUUUGCCCAUUACCAUUCGCUUCAAGAUGGCAUCAACGAAAACGCCGAACGCUUCGUCCCCAACUUUGUGGUCAGCUUCACAUCUUUGGCCAUCUUCUGCUUUGCGUGUUCGUUGACAUUGAAGAAGAACAGGUGGAGCAUUGACACCGUUCACAGUAAGCCUUGGUUAGCCUGUUGUGGACUGAUAAACACGCUGAUUUCAUUGAUAUCGUCGUUCGGGUUGAUGAUGUUGAUAGGGAUCCCAUAUAACGUAGUCAACACUAUCAUUCCGUUUCUGAUUAUCGCCAUUGGAAUCGACGACAUGUUCAUCAUGAACGCGUGCUGGGACCAGAUCGACAAGAGUCUACCUGUGCAUGAAAGGAUGCAACAGAUGAUGAUGAACGCUGGAGUAGCUGUCAGUAUCACCAACAUCACCGACAUCUUGUCCUUCUUCAUCGGAUGCUCUUCUGAACUUCCAGGCGUUCAAGUAGGUAUUAUGAAGUUUGUGUUUCGAACUGAUAAUUAAAUGUAUUUCAUCACAAGGUUUUUAAUUUUUUUACUUCAGGUUUUCUGCCAAUACGCGUUUACUUCCGUGGUGUUCUGUUACCUGUACCAACUGACCUUCUUUGCCGGCUUCCAAGCCAUCUUGGGUGAAGCCGAGAAAGCCAACCGAAAUUGUUUCAUCUUUACAAAGGUGAAUCCAGUAGGUAAACCUAAGAAGACAAACACAGUCUACGCCAAUGAAACAAUUAAAAAUUCGUCAGAGCUACAGAAGUCAACCGAGAGUGCCAGUGGCUACGUCCAAUCAAUCUAUAUUGAGGACCAGAAGAAGAAAGACCAGUCUCAAAAACGACAUACGGCUUCUGAUAACGUGACUCACAGAUUCUUCUCAACCAAAUACGGUCCCUUCUUGUUGAACGAUGGGGUCAGAGCAGUUGUAGUACUGAUGUACGUGUUCUACAUUGUCAUUGCCUUGUUAGGCUGUAUCAAUUUCAAAGAAGGUUUGGAGCCCAAGAACUUGGUCACAGAUACCCAUUACAUCGCCAACUACUUCAACGACCUCAAGUUGUUCUGGAAGAUUGGCCCCCAAAUUCAAGUUGCCGUCCUGAACCCACCAAACCUGACGGAUUCUAUUGAACGGUAAGAACAACAACUAGCUUUAUCUAUUUAGGAAUAUACAUUUAACAAUCCAAUAAAAAACUCAAUUACUGUGGAUUUAGAGAGAAACUGAUGGCUAUGGUACGAUCCUUCGAAGACACGGAAUACACGUUGGGCCGUGAAGGCACGGUGUUCUUCUUCCUGGAGUACCUCAACUACCUGGAUCAGCUGAACGCAGAAUUAGAAAACACGGACAGAAUCUGGAAUCAGAAGUUACGAUCGUGGCUGAAGUACACUGGAGGCAGUAACCAAUGGGAUACAGACAUCGUAUUCAACAAGACCACCAACGAGAUAAUUGCGUUCCGCUUCCAAGUAAGUAGACAAGAGAUAAAUGGUUAUUAUUGGAUAAUUAAAAGUACUUUUCAAUUAAGACUGACCUUUUUUAAAUAAUUAUUAUAUUACAGUUGGCCAUGAAGGACAUCGUGGAGCCAAAUCAACACAAACUGGCGGCCAAAUCCUUGCGUGAGAUAGCUGACAAACAACCCUUCCACGUCGAGAUAUAUCAGGAAACAUUCCCCUUCGCCGACCAGUACUUGAUCAUCUUGCCCUCCACCUACUUCAACGUGGGCAUCUCGUUGUUGUGCAUGACUUUGAUCGCCUUCUUGUUGAUCCCAUCGAUUACUUCGGGUGAGCCCUAACAUAUCUUCAGAUCAACUUCUUUUCGAAUAGUUUGUAUUUUGAGUAAUUGUGUUGUUUACAGCGAUCCUUAUUGUCCUCUCCAUCAUCUCGAUAAGUGCUGGUGUGUUUGGGUACAUGACUUUUUGGGGAGUACAUCUGGAUGCUGUCUCCAUGAUCUCCAUCAUCAUGAGCAUCGGGUUUGCUGUCGAUCUCUCGGCACACAUCGUCUAUGCAUUUGUUACUGCUCACGGUGAUGUACACGAACGAGUAAUUGGAGCAUUGGAACACCUGGGAUGGCCCAUCUUCCAAGUAGGUCCUAACAUAUUUAUAUAAUACAAACCUGUAGAUGGAUGGUUAAAAGCUAAAGCAUGGUACCUUAUUAAUAAAUUUUACUUCAGGGUGCAACAUCAACCAUCGCUGGAAUCUCGAUAUUGUACACGGUGAAUGCUUACAUCAUUCUGACCUUCUUCAAGACCAUCUGGUUGACUAUGGUAUUGGGAGUGAUACACGGUCUCAUAUUCAUCCCUGUUAUGAUAAGCUUCCUACCUUUAGGGUUCUUUCAGAUAGAGGUCGAAGAAGACAAAAUAACCAAAAAACCUAUUGAAGAUUGUAAAUAA
This is a messenger RNA of Bursaphelenchus okinawaensis, 3553 nucleotides long. NCBI's taxonomy places the organism in Eukaryota, Metazoa, Nematoda, Chromadorea, Rhabditida, Aphelenchoididae. The record is from the annotation of a GenBank genome assembly.